AUGCCCAUGACUUUCACUCUGGGCGCUGCGCCCAAGUGGAUUCAGGUCAGCAAGCAGACCGGGGAUGUGAGAGUCGUGGAAUCGUCGCUGCCCAAGUUCGACCAAGGGCAGGGCAAGAUGAUCCCAGUCGAGAUGUUUCUCAGCAACUUCAGGUCCGACAGCGCGGUGCUCAACUGCCUGAUUGAUGUGCUCAGGCCCGACAGCUACGGCGACAACACCCUGCUCACCUGGACGCAGCAGCUUGCCCAACAAGUGAGCUCCGUGAGCCCUGAGACUCUGAGGUUCCUGCUGCGCGAAAUUAUGGCGCCAGUCUACGAUUUCGCUGCGGCCAAGCCGCGCGAGGGGAUCAUCUUCGGGCUGUGGGUGGAGGUCGUGUCCAAGGCAACCGCCCUGGCGAGGGCCUUCUCCGUCGCGCACGCGCUGCCGUGGACGCACGGGCUGCUGGUGGAGAUGGGCUUCUCCGAGGGCGUGGACAUCAGGAACGUCCUGCGGGUGCUGGGCAUCAGGCCGGAGCAGGGCGCGGCGGUCCACAUCGGGCCGCGGUCCUUCCGGUUCAGCAUGAAGUCGGAGGAGCGGCUGGAUUGGUUCAAUGUGAUCCGCGUCGUGCGCUAUCUUCGCGCCGAGGAGAGGGCGGAGCUGAGGAAGCUCAACGGCUUCAGCCAGGAGGAGGUGGACAGGCUGACCGCAAUUUUCAACCAGUGUGCCUACAAGAAGGUCGUAGUCACAGACGACGGGAACAAGGAGCUGCAGUCGUCCACCCUGCGCCCCGAAGUGUUCCUCAGCCUCCUCGACAACGACUACGCACCCGCCCUGUUCCACGGCGCGGACCUGCGGGACGUCAAGGAGCGGCUGGUGGCGGCCUUCCCCCGCGCGCUGGGCGCGGUCGACGCGGGCAGGGCGAGCGCCGAGAGGCUGCAGGACAAGACGGGCAUGGACCUGGAGGCGUUCCUGCAGAUGAUGAAUCACGUCCAUGAGGACGCCGACCUGAGGUACCACCGCAAAUUGCAGCGUGCCGAGGAGAACUGCGGCUUCUCGGCGCAAGAGGUGCGCGAGUUUCGCACCAUCUUCGUGAAGUGGGACACCCGGGAGGUCGGCGUCCUCCCCUUCGACCAGCUGGUGGAGAUCGCCGGCGGCCUAAAAGCCUGGCGGGUUCCUGGCAGGAUCGCGAGGCUGCAGCUCGCCCCGCGCGGCGGCUUCACCAACGCAUCGCUGGCGGAGCUCUCGGAGGCGGCCGCUGGACCUCGCCUUGGAGGCGCCUCGCGCGCCGCUGGCGUCCAGGAGCUGGAUCUGGCCAAGGUCGUCCCGGCAGGAAGCCUGGCCCCGGGCUGCUGGAGCCUCCCGCCCAGGAACACCCUGAGGCGUGACGUUCCCGAGUUCGUGCCGCUGUUCUUCAACAGUGCUGUCGGCCCACCCGCCGAUGGUGUCCAGCUCUCGACGUCGGAGGAGAGCAUCGUGCAGCAGCGGCACGAGUCUUCCGACCAGUCUGCCGCGAACGUGGCCGACGCCAAGCCCGAGAUUAAGACCGCUGUUCAGUUCAGGGCGGCGGCGCUGGAGACGUUCGACACGAAGCCUUUCAACGACGGCGACCACGUGGAUUUGCAGUCCGACUUCGUCGUCGCCUUUCGCUCCCUCGCCACGAGCUUCGACAGAGACGGGCUGCAGCUACAGAGGCUGCAGGUAUCGGCGCUAGCCACGUCAGAAGGGGUCGAGCCGCCGGUUGCCACGGCGAGGUCCAUGGCGGCUGCAGGUAGUCAGAGCACGCAGGCAACCCAGUAUGGGGCUGAGCUGUAG
Prorocentrum cordatum is the source of this 1791-nucleotide messenger RNA. The record is from the annotation of a GenBank genome assembly. NCBI's taxonomy places the organism in Eukaryota, Dinophyceae, Prorocentrales, Prorocentraceae.